Telopea speciosissima is the source of this 888-nucleotide messenger RNA. RefSeq names its product probable E3 ubiquitin-protein ligase RHA4A. The transcript is spliced from 4 exons. The record is from RefSeq and is a predicted model, not a curated record. NCBI's taxonomy places the organism in Eukaryota, Viridiplantae, Streptophyta, Magnoliopsida, Proteales, Proteaceae. The coding region runs from base 52 to 810 and encodes 252 amino acids.
CAUUCACCUUUUCUUUACUGGUUUCUUUGCUUUUUGGAAGUCUGAAGAUUAAUGGGUCUUCCAAGUAUUCCCAGCCCUCCACACCUUUAUCCUCAAGCACUUCAACUCAAACUCUAUCAAGCCUUCAUAUUUUCAGUCCCAGUCCUCUUCUCAAUAAUUCUGUUUCUCUUAUUUUACCUCUUCUACCUCAAGAGAAGGACCUCUAAUCACUCCUCUUCUCCAACAAUUAUUCCAUGGAGAUUAAAUCCAGCCACUCCAUCGCCUUUUGAAGUCGACUUGAAAGAGGAACUCAAACCCAAGCUUUCUAUAAUCAUAUUUGAUGAGGAUAUAAGGUCCAGAGAAUCACAGUGUUGUGUGUGCCUGGGAGAAUUCGAGAUGAAAGAGCAAUUGCACCAGAUUCCAUCAUGCAAUCAUGUAUUCCACAUUGACUGCAUUCAUCACUGGCUUCAGGCAAACACUACAUGUCCACUUUGUCGAGGCUCGGUCCUUGUGACUACUAGGAGGAAAUCUUGCUCUUCAGAUGCAUCACCACCCAGUGGAUUGAACUUUCAGCAAGGGAUGGACACAGAAGCUGGUCAUCAAACACAAUUGGAAUCUUCUGAACUACAACAAGCUAGCAUGAGUAGUAUUACUGUCACCAAUUUUGCCGAUGAAGAUCAGUUGGGACACAUCGAAGGAUCAACCAGUGGAAGAACGCGUUUAACAACAGAACCCAGUAACUUGGAAGAUUUGACAGUCCCCUUAGACAAUGGAACUCAAUAUUCACAUCAAGACUCAGUUGUUGUUCAGAUAUCAAUGCAUACUUCAUAAUUUUGAGAUGUUUUAGGCAUUAUUUUGGGGAAAGAACUCAAUAGUCAUGGAUAUGGUAGAAAUUUUAUGUUUCAUAGA